Messenger RNA from Exophiala bonariae, 492 nucleotides. RefSeq lists its product as uncharacterized. The record is from RefSeq and is a predicted model, not a curated record. Bases 1 to 492 code for a protein of 163 amino acids. NCBI's taxonomy places the organism in Eukaryota, Fungi, Ascomycota, Eurotiomycetes, Chaetothyriales, Herpotrichiellaceae. The transcript has a single exon.
AUGGCACAACGCUCCAACUACGAAUUCUCCAACCAAUCAUCCAUCCCUGGGGGCCUCGGCGCAACGAUAUCCAACUUCUUCCGGUCCUGGGACGACCCGCACUCGGCCAACGACUAUCUGAACGUGUUCGCGCCGCAAGGGAAACUGGUCUUCGGCCCAGCGCCCGCGACAGGUCGGGAGGCUAUCCAAGCGCUGCGCGACGGCAUGAUCCACGCCGAGAACGGGCCUGUCGUCGACCUCGAGCAUACGCUGGGACAGGUGUUUGUGUUGGCGGGGGCGGAGGCGGAGGGAGAGGGGUCCAAGGACGAGCAUGAGUUGUUGGUCAAUGGGUCGAUUUGGUAUCGUUUGAAGAAUGGGAAGAAAAUCGAUGCCGAUUUUGCUUCUUAUAUGAAGUUUGUCAGGCAGGGGGAUGGCCAAUUGCAGGUCGAGUUGUAUAUUGUUUAUCUCGAUUCGUUGGAGUUGGUCACGGCGAUCAAGGAGAUGAGUGCAUGA